Messenger RNA from Microthlaspi erraticum, 2538 nucleotides. The record is from the annotation of a GenBank genome assembly. NCBI's taxonomy places the organism in Eukaryota, Viridiplantae, Streptophyta, Magnoliopsida, Brassicales, Brassicaceae.
AUGAGUGUGUUAGUGAAUCCAAAUGUAGUUGACUUCAAGAUGGAUUUGCAACAGAACAAUAAUAAUAAUCAGGUCAGUGAUGCAGGGGAUGAAACUAUGGUCGACGUUGCGGUUGCAUCGCAUAACAAUAACAGAGAUGUAGGAAUUGUUGUUGAUGAGCUCAAAACAGGAGAUCUUGGUUUCAGUGGUGAUCUUGAUCUUGAGCCAAGAAACGGUAUUAACUUCGACACACACGAGGCAGCGUAUUUGUUUUAUCAAGAGUACGCGAAGUCGAUGGGCUUCACUACCUCGAUCAAGAACAGCAGACGGUCCAAGAAGACGAAAGAUUUCAUCGAUGCCAAGUUUGCUUGCUCUAGAUACGGUGUGACUCCUGAGUCAGAGAACGGUAGUGGUAGUAGUACUCGAAGGUCGAGUGUGAAGAAAACAGAUUGCAAGGCGAGUAUGCAUGUUAAGAGAAGGCCUGAUGGGAAGUGGAUCAUUCAUGAGUUUGUCAAAGACCACAAUCACGAGCUUCUUCCUGCUCUUGCUUACCAUUUUCGGAUACAGAGGAAUGUCAAGUUAGCUGAGAAGAACAAUAUCGAUAUCUUGCAUGCGGUUAGUGAACGGACUAGGAAAAUGUAUGUUGAGAUGUCGAGACAGUCUGGUGGAUAUAAGAACUCCGGGCUUGUUCUUCAGAGCGAUGUCAAUAGUCAGGUUGAUAAAGGUCGGUAUUUGGCUUUGGAAGAAGGAGAUUCUCAAGUGCUGCUUGAGUAUUUUAAGCGUAUCAAGAAGGAGAAUCCCAAAUUCUUUUACGCGGUAGACUUAAACGAGGAGCAACGGUUGAGGAAUCUGUUUUGGGCUGAUGCUAAGAGCAGAGAUGAUUACAUGAGUUUCAAUGAUGUCGUCUCCUUUGAUUCUACUUAUGUCAAGUUUAAUGAUAAGUUGCCAUUAGCUUUGUUUAUUGGGGUGAAUCAUCACUCCCAACCUAUGUUGCUUGGCUGUGCAUUGGUUGCUGAUGAGUCUAAGGAGACGUUUGUGUGGCUGAUAAAGACUUGGCUUCGUGCAAUGAGUGGUCGAGCUCCUAAAGUUUUACUCACUGAUCAAGAUAAACUCUUGAUGGCCGCGGUUUCAGAGCUGUUGCCAAACACUCGUCAUUGCUUUGCGUCGUGGCAUGUGUUGGAGAAGAUACCUGAGUAUUUCUCCCAAGUGAUGAAACGGCAUGAGAAUUUCUUGCGGAAGUUCAACAAGUGCAUCUUCAGGUCUUGGACGAGUGAGCAGUUUGAUAUGAGGUGGUGGAAAAUGGUGGGUCAGUUUGGACUUGAGGAUGAUGAAUGGCUGCUUUGGCUGCAUGAACAUCGCCAAAGGUGGGUGCCGACUUUCAUGAGUGACGUGUUUCUAGCUGGAAUGUCGACAUCUCCUCGUUCAGAGAGUGUGAACUCUUUCUUCGAUAAGUACAUCCACAAGAAGAUCACGCUGAAGGAGUUCUUGAGAACUUACGGUGUGAUUCUGCAGAACAGAUACGAAGAGGAGUCUGUUGCAGAUUUCGAUACUUGCCACAAGCAACCUGCGUUGAAGUCUCCUUCGCCGUGGGAGAAGCAAAUGGCAACAACGUACACACACACGAUAUUCAAGAAGUUUCAAGUCGAGGUGUUGGGGGUUGUGGCUUGCCAUCCUAGAAAGGAGAAAGAAGAUGAAAACAUGGUGACGUUUAGAGUUCAAGACUGCGAGAAAGACGACGAGUUUCUUGUUACAUGGAGCAAAACGAAGUCAGAGCUUUGCUGUUUCUGCCGUAUGUUUGAGUACAAAGGGUUCCUCUGUCGACAUGCUUUGAUGAUUCUUCAGAUAUGUGGUUUCGCCAGCAUCCCGCCUCGGUAUAUUUUGAAAAGGUGGACAAAAGAUGCUAAAAGUGGAGUAUUGGUUGGUGAAGGAGCUAACCAGAUACAGACUAGAGUUCAGCGUUAUAACGAUUUGUGUAGUCGAGCCAUUGAGUUGAGUGAGGAAGGUUGUGUGUCAGAAGAAAACUACAACAUCGUGUUGCGGACAUUAGUUGAAACACUGAAGAAUUGUGUCGAUCUGAAUAACUCCAGAAGCAACAUCGCCGAGUCUAAGAGCCAGCUUAGCAAUGGUGCUCACGAAGAAGAGAAUCAGGCAAUGGCUGGCGUAAAAGCAACAAAAAAGAAGACCGUUGUUAGGAAAAGAAAGGGACAACAAGAGGCUGGCCAAAUGCUUGAAUCUCAACAGAGCUUGCAACCAAUGGAAAAUAUAAGUUCAGAGGGAAUGAGCAUCAGUGGUUACUAUGGUCCUCAACAGAACGUUCAAGGAUUGUUAAAUUUAAUGGAGCCACCUCAUGAAGGCUACUAUGUAAAUCAACGAACCAUCCAAGGCCUGGGACAACUGAAUUCAAUAGCACCAGUGCAGGAUAGCUUCUUCACGAAUCAGCAAGCCAUGCCCGGGCUGGGACAAAUCGAUUUCAGGCCUCCUCCAAAUUUUACUUACAAUUUACAGGAUGAGCAUUUGAGAUCUGGACAAAUGCCUGGUAGUUCCUCAAGACAGCUAUAG